UUCGAACCAACUAACGUCAGCAAAUCCCACACAAACUAAUGGUGGAUUCUCAACUUCACAUGAAUCAACAACCUUUGUACAGAAACAUAUGCAACACACUUCUGUCUCUAACAUACUCUCGUUCACUCUCCAAAGGUCUUCAAUUACAUGCUCACAUUAUCAAAUUAGGUUUACAAUCAAUCCCUCUUCUCUCCCAUCAUCUCAUCAAUUUCUACUCCAAAACCCAUCUCCCUUAUUCCUCUCUUCAAAUCUUCAACGAUUCAUCUCACAAAUCUCCCACUACCUGGAGCUCAAUCAUCUCUUCAUUUGCCCAAAAUGACCUCCCUUUACUUUCUCUACACUUUUUCCAACUCAUGAUCCGUCAUGGUCUCCCUCCUGAUGACCACAUUUUCCCUAGUGCUACUAAAUCAUGUGGUAUUCUAGCUUCGUUACCUGUGGCGCAAUCGCUUCAUUGUUUUGCUUAUAAGACUGCUUACCAUGUUGAUCUUUUUGUGGGAAGUUCUAUUGUUGAUAUGUAUGGUAAAUGUGGCAAUAUUAAUAAUGCGCUUAAUGUGUUCGAUGAAAUGCCGUAUAGAAAUGUUGUUUCUUGGAGUGGUUUGAUUUAUGGGUAUGUUCAAUUGGGUGAGGAUGAUGAAGCUUUGAGGCUUUUUAAACGGUUUCUUGUUGAAGAAGAAAACGAGGGUGUUAAUGAUUUUACUUUGUCCAGUGUUUUAAGGGUUUGUGGUGGUUCUACUUUGCUACAGAUGGGUAAACAAAUACAUGGGUUGAGUUUUAAGACCAGUUUUGAUUCGUCUUGUUUUGUUGCGAGUUCUUUGAUUUCGUUGUAUUCGAAAUGUGGGGUUGUUGAGGAAGCUUAUGAUGUUUUUGAGGAGGUUACUGUUAGGAACCUUGGGAUGUGGAAUGCUAUGUUAAUUGCCUGUGCUCAGCAUGCUCACACGAAUAAAACGUUUGAGUUGUUUGAUAAGAUGAAGAGUGUUGGUGGUGUGAAAGCUAGUUUUAUUACAUUUUUGUGUGUGCUUUAUGCGUGCAGCCAUGCAGGUGCUUUAUGAGUUGUUUGAUAAGAUGAAGAGUGUUGGUGCAUUAGUAUUCAGUUUUCAACUUUUUAUUAGGCUGUGAGAGUAGAACACUGUGAACGAGUUCAUGUGAUUGUAGCAGCAAAACGAAUUUGUAUUGCUAACUGCCGUGAAUGUGUAUUCUUUUUGGGAGUGAACCAGCAACCCCUUAUUGUCGGUGAUAACCAUAAGUUGCAGGUGGCUCCCUUUAAUACCUUUUACUCCCAGUUGGAGGAACAUAUGAAUGAAGUUGGAGUUCUGCCCACAGUGAAUCGUUGGGAUGAACCUAUAGCAUUGGGAAUAGUUGAUCCCCAUGAUUCACUAUCUCAUCCAGCAGGUGUCUCCGAUGUUCAAACUGAGUCUGCUACUAGGGUGGACCCUGAUCAGUUCACUAAUUUUGUGAUUCCAAACUGGCUUGGAGGAGAGUCCACCGGUUCUACAAAAGACAACCCAUUCACAUUACCAGAGGCUUAUAUGGCAUCUCAGCAAAGAAAUGAAAAGAAUCUAGGGGAGAUAAAGUAUUUGUCUUUCAUUAAUGUCGAGGUGGAGAUGGAAAUGGUGAUGAGUAAGAAGAAAGAAAUGGAGGAUUUGGAAAACAACAAUGGUGACUUUGUUUCCAAUGAAGAAAUUAGAAUUUUCAUUGAAUCUCUUACCAAACCUCAACUCGUUGAUCUUCUCUCUCAACUAGGGUCCAAAUAUCCUUCAAUUGCACAAGAAAUAGAAAGUUUUGCAAAUGUUGAUCGUGCUCGUCGAAAGCUUAAUGCAUUUCAAGUGCAUGGAAAAUCGACUCAGAGUGCACCACGAAAAUCGACUCAGAGUGCAUCGAGUGCACCAAACAAGUUUGUUCGUGGAGUAUGUAUGUUAGAUGAUGAGACCAGAAGAAUCAGAAGUGCUCCUGAUCUUUUCGAGAGAAAUCUUUUUAUUGAAAACUUAUCACCACAAGUAACAUGGGAAAUGCUGCUCGACUAUUUUGAGAGGCAUGGUGAUAUAUUGGAAUGUUUACUUGUAUGUCAACGUCACGCGGGUUCAAAGGUAUCAAGUUAUUCUGGCAUCGUUACAUACAAGACAGCAGAGGCAGCAAAGAAAGCGAUAGAUGACCUAGAUCAAACGACUCUUGGGGGAAGAACUAUAACUGUAAAAUAUUUUGAUACAUUAUAUGGAGGUGGUCAGCCGUCUGUUCCUGCAAGAGUAGCUCCAAUGGCAGCCUUACAUAUGUCUCCAGAAUAUGUUGAGGGUUACACAUACCCCCGACCUGGUGCACCAUAUGCCGCACCACGUUAUCCAUACCCCCAAACAGGUGCACCAUUUGCUGCGUCUCCUUAUCCAUACCCCCGAACUGAUCCACCAUAUGCCGUGUCUCCUUAUCCAUACCCCCGAACUGAUGCACCACAUGGUGCACCACCUUAUCCAUACCCGCGAACUGCUGCAAGAUUUGCUUUACCUCCUUAUCCAUACCCCCAAACCGAUGCACCAUCAUAUGCCGCGUCUCGUUAUCCAUGACCCCAAACUGAUGCAUCACAUGCUGCACCGACUUGUUCAUACCCCUGAACUGCUGCACCGCCUUAUUCAUACCCCCGAACUGCUGCACCACCUUAUCCAUACCUCCAAACUGCUGCACCAUAUGCUGCAUCUCCUUAUCGAACUCUUCUCACUGCACCUUCUCCUCAGUAUUAUUACUAUCCCAACUCAUGAAUGUACUAUUUUGCUAAACACUGUGACAUUGCUACUUCUUUCUGUACUUUCAUGUUCAAUUCUUAUUAGCUCCUAAUUCCAGUCCAAUUUUUUCAGUGCUAUUCCCUUGUGUAGAAUUUAGUACAUUCUUUUUAGAUGUAAUUCUAUGUCAGAAUCCAUUGUGACUAGAAAAUAAUCCCUUGUUCUCAAUGCAUUAUUUAAACCUUUAUCUAGUGACCUUCUCACUUGUUUAGUGUGAUUUUGAAACAUUAGACAAGAUAUUAAAAGGCCACAAUGUCUGGUUGAUGACAAGGGCACAAUUGGGGUCCAUAAAUAUUUAAUGGAAAGGAAAUGCCUUAAACUA
Molecule: messenger RNA, 3087 nt
Organism: Trifolium pratense (red clover)
Lineage: Eukaryota; Viridiplantae; Streptophyta; Magnoliopsida; Fabales; Fabaceae
Exons: 11
Coding region: 1293-2552 (419 amino acids)
Molecular function (GO): RNA binding
Source: RefSeq, a predicted model, not a curated record